Molecule: messenger RNA, 1921 nt
Organism: Cyphomyrmex costatus
Lineage: Eukaryota; Metazoa; Arthropoda; Insecta; Hymenoptera; Formicidae
Product: putative fatty acyl-CoA reductase CG5065
Exons: 9
Coding region: 66-1679 (537 amino acids)
Biological process (GO): long-chain fatty-acyl-CoA metabolic process
Cellular component (GO): peroxisome
Molecular function (GO): alcohol-forming very long-chain fatty acyl-CoA reductase (NADP+) activity
Source: RefSeq, a predicted model, not a curated record
GAUCCGAGCAAUUCUUCUUGUCGAUUAUUUCUCGUCGUUCAAUAAGGUGCAAACGCGUAGAAGAGAUGGUGGAGGUGCUCUUGGAUCGAAUCGACGGUCAGGAGGUAACUAUCGUUGAGUCGGAUUGCAUACCAGAAUCGCCGACGGAGAAUUCGCCAGUCAACGAAAAACUAUCGCCGAUUCAGGAAUUUUACUAUGGCCAAAGUAUUUUUAUCACCGGCGGCACCGGUUUCAUGGGCAAACUGCUCAUCGAGAAGCUCCUUAGAACGUGUCCUGGAGUAACGUCGAUCUACCUACUAGUGCGUCCGAAAAAAGGCAAGGAUGUGCACCAGCGUACUGAAGAAAUCUUUGACGACACGGUAUUUUCAAAACUUAGAGAUGAACAGCCUAAGUUCCGACAUCAGAUCGUUGCUAUAGCGGGAGACUGCAGUCAACCGAAUCUCGGAAUAUCUGCGCAAGAUCGGGCCACUCUUAUCCGGGCAGUUUCAAUUGUUUUUCAUGUCGCAGCUACAGUUAGAUUCGACGAGAAAUUGAAAUUAGCAGUGCCUAUUAACGUCAGAAGUACAAGAGACGUUGUAAAUCUCUGCAAAGAGAUCACGAACUUAAAGUCUCUUGUACACGUAUCGACUGCUUAUGCAAAUUGUCCACAAACUGUAAUCGAGGAAAAGUUUUAUGACCCUCCAAUGGAUUCUGAUAAACUAAUUGCGUUGAUUGAAUGCGUGGAAGAUAAAUUGGCUGAAGACAUCACUUCGCAAUUAUUAGGAAAAUGGCCUAAUACUUAUACUUUCACGAAAGCAGUUGCCGAGAAUGUGAUCAGGAAGCAAGCUGACGAUCUACCGGUCGGCAUUUUUCGUCCUGCUAUUGUUAUCUCAACGUAUCAAGAACCGACACGAGGUUGGAUCGACAAUCUGUACGGUCCAACAGGAGUUGCUGCCGGCGCUGGAACUGGAUUGCUGCGAUCGAUCCACUGUGAUGGUUCAGUACACGCAAACGUGGUACCUGCCGAUUUAGCAGUUAAUGCUCUAAUUGCAUGUGCAUGGGACGUUGCAAACGAUCAAAGAAUAAACAAUAAAUCGCGUAGUGAUGUUCCGAUUUAUAAUUAUGUGUCUACGGACAAUCCGAUAACUUAUGAUGAUUUAAAGGACAUGUCAUCAAAAUAUGGUCUCGAAAUUCCCUCCACCAGAGCGGUUUGGUAUUAUAGCUUCAGAAACAAUAAGCACAGGAUAAUUCAUCUCUUUUUCGUGUAUUUUUGGCAUCUGCUUCCAGCUUUACUGGUUGACACAGCAACUGUCUGCAUAGGAAGACAACCAAAGUUACUUAAGGUUUACAAGAAGAUACACAAAUUCAUGGAUGUGCUGAACUAUUUCGCUACGCAAGAAUGGAAGUUUACCAAUGAUCGAUUACACGCGCUGAUGGGCAAGCUCACAUUCAAAGAUCGUGAAAAAUUCUAUUGCGAUAUACGAGAUGUCGAUUGGAAUACUUACUUCGAGACUUACAUUCGUGGAAUAAGGGUAUAUCUCAUUAAGGAUCCCCUAGAUACUUUACCGCAGGCACGCGUCAAAUGGCAAAGAUUAUACUGGAGUCAUCAAAUACUGAAACUCAUAUUGGCCUAUAUCGCCAUGAGGCUCUCCUGGACGGCUAUAUCCAUGAUCUUUGAUUUUUUUUAUCUAAAAAUGUGACAGAAAUGGUAGGAAUAAAAAUCCAGGACAUACGUUUUGGAGAUGCAGAACCGAACGGUGGAGGGUGAUAGCUUGUGUUUUUAAGAAAAAGCGUGACUGUGGACUCUCAGAGAAGCGUGAAACUUUCGUCAAAAAGGUAUGGAAGAAUUAGCAGAGAGACAUGUCGCAAGUCUAUAUACAGAACAAACUAAGUAUUGCGAAACGAAAACAUAAUGUAUGAGCAUGUCAUAGGGAGUAGAACA